Ctenopharyngodon idella (grass carp) is the source of this 7251-nucleotide messenger RNA. It is a transcript of the gene brwd3, whose product is annotated as bromodomain and WD repeat domain containing 3. Lineage: Eukaryota; Metazoa; Chordata; Actinopteri; Cypriniformes; Xenocyprididae. The coding region runs from base 429 to 5630 and encodes 1733 amino acids. The transcript has 40 exons. Gene Ontology annotation, biological process: regulation of cell shape; regulation of transcription by RNA polymerase II; cytoskeleton organization. Gene Ontology annotation, molecular function: protein binding. Gene Ontology annotation, cellular component: nucleus. The record is from RefSeq and is a predicted model, not a curated record.
CAUACCUUACAUAACACAUAUGUAGCCUAUAUGGUACAUUGAUUGUAGUAUGGAACAUUUCAACAGAUCUUAUGUUUAACCCACACACGCUUGACUUGUGAUACUUAAAAUGAUGUUGAACAUGAAAUGCGCCCUUUUACUGCAAUACAUCUAGGUUUUGGUUUCAAUGAAUCACCCAAAAGGCAACAGUACACUAUGCAAAAUGUCCGCCCGUGGAAAUGGUGAGCUCACCUGUGUGCGCUCUCAGGGCGCCCCGGGCGGAGGCGCACGGUACUACACUGGCACUGGCGUACGGCCGCCGCACGGGGGCGCUCAAACAAAGCAGCGCGAGCGGCGGCUGCAGGCCGAAACGCUGAGAGCAAAUACAGCACAGGCCGCUCUUAGCAAGCAGAGCCUCACGAACCUCCACCCACCGCCCGGACCGGGCCAUGGCGGCGGAACCGUGCUCGCAGAUUGAAGCCGAACUUUAUUACCUGAUCGCCAGAUUCCUGCAGUCUGGACCAUGUCAGAAAUCCGCUCAGAUGCUGCUGCAGGAGAUGCACGAAUAUGAGAUCAUCCCGAAGCGCUGGAGCUGGGAUGGAAAGCUGUUUAAGCGAAGCUUUGAAGACUGGGUGGUGUUAAAUCAGCACAUACCUUCUGAUUACCUGCUGCGUGUGUGUGAGCAGAUUGGCCCACUGAUAGAUAAACACAUUCCUCCCAGUGUUCCUGGAGUCCACAGUUUACUGGGCACUGGACGACAGUCAUUACUACGGACGGCAAAAAGUUCUUCUCAUACAGUAUGGAGUGGUUCUGCAGUAGUCGCCUUGCACAGGGGACGGCCCCCAGAACCACCUAUAAACUGUGCCAAAACACCAAAUAUAGUGUCAAUCAUGGGUGCUCGCCAAAAAACAGGAGUGGCUCGAUUUGGCCACGCCUUCCCCUCCUGCACCUACCAGCACAUGAAAAUGCAUCGGAGGAUUCUGGGCCAUCUCUCAUCAGUGUACUGUGUGGCAUUUGACCGCACUGGACAACGCAUUUUCACGGGUUCUGACGAUUGUCUAGUGAAGAUCUGGGCAACAGAUGAUGGCCGUCUGCUAGCCACUCUGCGCGGACAUGCGGCAGAGAUUUCAGAUUUGACGGUGAAUUUCGAGAACACGCUCCUCGCUUCCGCCAGUUGUGACAAGAUCAUCCGCGUGUGGUGCCUGCGAACCUGUGCACCUGUGGCUGUAUUGCAGGGGCACACAGCCUCCAUCACCUCUAUACAGUUUUCUUCAUCAGCAUUAGGUUCCUCUCGGUAUCUGGCCACCACUGGAGCUGAUGGCAUGGUGUGCUUCUGGCAGUGGAACUCACUCAGCAUGAAGUUUGUUGAUAAACCUGUAAAGUUCAUGGAACGUUCUCGUCCCGGAGUUCAGAUAUCCUGCAGCUCCUUCAGCUCUGGGGGAAUGUUUCUGGCCACUGGAGGCACAGAUCACAUGAUCAGAGUUUACUACCUCGGCACAGAGACGCCUGUGAAGUUUUCUGACCUGGACUCCCACACGGAUAAAGUUGUUGCUAUUCAGUUCUGCAAUAACACCGACAGUCUCAGGUUUGUGAGUGGUAGUCGGGAUGGUACAGCUCGGAUUUGGCAUUACCAACAGCAAGAAUGGAAGAGUAUUGUACUGGACAUGACCACCAGAUUACCAGGGAGUGCUGUGAUAUCAGGCGAUGAUAAAUCGACAAAGUUGGUGGUGACAAUGGUCGCGUGGGAUCGUUGCGACCGUUCCAUCAUCACAGCCGUUUCAAACUGCCUCCUCAAAGUCUGGAACUCAGCAAACGGCCAAUUACUACAUGUGCUGUCGGGUCACGAUGAUGAGGUGUUUGUUUUGGAAGCACACCCCUUUGACUCACGGAUCUUGUUAUCGGCUGGUCAUGAUGGUAACAUCUACAUUUGGGACCUCAGCAAAGGCCAGAAGAUCAGAAACUUUUUCAAUAUGAUUGAGGGCCAGGGACAUGGUGCUGUGUUUGAUUGUAAAUUUUCAGUGGAUGGGCAGCACUUUGCAUGCACAGACUCUCAUGGUCAUCUGCUCAUCUUCGGCUUUGGGUGCAGUCAGCCUUAUGAAAAGAUUCCAGACCAAAUGUUCUUCCAUACGGAUUUUCGGCCAUUGAUCCGGGACUCCAAUAAUUUUGUUCUAGAUGAGCAGACGCAGCAAGCACCCCAUCUUAUGCCUCCGCCUUUCCUGGUGGACGUGGAUGGGAAUCCCCACCCGCCUCUUUACCAGCGCCUGGUGCCAGGCAGAGAAAACUGCAAAGAGGAGCAGCUUGUGCCACAGCUCGGCUACAUGGCUAAUGGUGAUGGCGAAGUGGUUGAGCAGGUGAUUGGCCAGCAGACCGCAGAGGAUUCUCAGGAAGAAAGCCCAUUGGAUGACUUGAUUAGGCAGCUCCAACACCACCAAGAUGAGCAACGCAACUCAGGAAAUCCUGCUGCAGGUGCUGAGGUGGCAGGUGGUCCUCUGUCACCCCCUAACGUCGGACUGCGACGUAGCGGACAAGUUGAGGGUGUACGGCAGAUGCACAACAAUGCCCCCCGCAGUCAGAUGGCCACUGAGAGAGACCUGUUGGCAUGGAGCCGGCGUGUGGUGGUUAAUGAAGUCCAGUCUGGCAUUUUCAGAGUUAUGGAGGAAAGUAGGCUUGCUAAAGGAGAGGUGGAACGGUUUUUUUACAACACUGAGAAGAAGAGAAAAUCUACACCCACAACAGGAAGUGAGCCGGUGGGUAACAGCGUUCGCAUGUUACGAAGGCCUCAGCGCAGGCCUCAGCAGAGGAGACACACGUAUCAGACCCGCUCGACUCGAGAUAGGAGACGGAGCACAAGCGUGCUUUCGUACACCCGAAAUGAGGAAAGUGCAAGAGAGUCCGACAGUGAAGCAGAGGAAGAGGACCAGAAUGAGAACAGUGACGGGUCCUCUGAUGAAGCUCAGUGGGAGAAUGACAGUAGCUCCAGUGACUCUUCCAGUGAGUAUUCAGAUUGGACGGCAGAUGCGGGAAUCAACCUUCAGCCCCCCAAGCGAACAACCAGAAGGCCAGCCCCUGUCGUCGGGAGCAGUAGCUCUGAGGAAGAUGAAGGGACAGGGCAGGGAGAAGGGGAGGCUGAGAGGAGGAGUAAACGGACUGAAAAGAAAAAGAAACCGAAACAGACUAAACAGCGGCCUGUGCCUGCUGGAGAAUUAGAUGAAUGGUUGCCCCCCUCUUGGAUCAUGGAAACAAUUCCAAGACGAUCACCUUUCGUACCUCAAAUGGGAGAUGAAUUGAUAUAUUUCCGUCAGGGUCAUCAAGCAUAUGUCCGAGCCGUGUGUCGUGCCAAAGCCUACAGCAUCAACCCUCAGAAACAGCCCUGGAACCGCUUUGAUCUCAGGGAUCAGGAGUCUGUAAAGGUAGUGGGUAUUAAAUAUGAAGUCGGGCCACCCACUCUGUGCUGCCUCAAACUGGCCUUCCUGGACCCCACCUCAGGGAAAAUGACUAACGAGUCCUUCAGCUUGAAGUAUCAUGAUAUGCCUGAUGUCAUUGACUUUCUGGUGCUACAGCAGAUUUAUAAUGAGGCCAAAGCACGAAACUGGCAGCCUGGUCAGCGUUUCAGGAGCAUCAUUGAUGAUGCCUGGUGGUUUGGUUCGGUGGAGUGUCAAGAGCCGUUUCAGUCUGAAUAUCCAGACAGCCUGUUUCAGUGCUACAUUGUCAGGUGGGAUAAUGGAGAGAGAGAAAAGAUGAGUCCGUGGGAUAUAGAGCCCAUACCUGAAGAAGCUCCAGUCCCAGAGGAGGUUGGGGACAGUGUUCCGGUCACAGAGGACGAGCUUCAGUCCCUACUGUACAGCCCACAGGAGGGAGAGUGGGGGCUGCACACACAAGAUGAAGAGUGCGAGAGAGUCAUCACGGCCAUAGAUCAGCUGCUUACGCUCGAUGUGGCAAAGCCAUUCUCCUGCCCCGUAGAUUUGAGGGAAUAUCCGUUGUACUGCACUGUUGUGGCCUAUCUCACUGACCUCAGCACCAUCAGAACAAGAUUAGUGCACCGUUUCUACAGGCGAAUCUCAGCGCUUAUGUGGGAGGUGCGUUACAUCGAACACAAUGCUCGAACAUUUAAUGAACCACAGAGCCCCAUCGUCACAGCAGCAAAAACGGUCACGGACGUCCUGCUGCGUUUCAUCAGGGAUCAAAGCUGUACAGAUAUUUUGGAUCUGUACAAUAAGAUGAAGACCGAAUUUAGCAGCGCAGGAGAGGAAGAGGAGACUGUGGAUGUGGACUCAGACACUCCUGGCACCUCCACUGGUCAGAGGAGGUCGAGUAAUGUGCCUCAGAAGCGUGGCGUGGUCCUAGAUAUAAACGCAUGGCACAAACAAUGCAAAGAGCUUCUGAGGAGAAUGAUGGCAAGCCCAGAUUCAGAGCCAUUCCGCCAGCCUGUUGACCUCUUCACCUAUCCGGAUUAUCGUGAUAUUAUAGACACUCCUAUGGAUUUGGGCACGGUCUCUGAGACCCUCAUGGGUGGGAACUAUGAGAAUCCCAUAGAGUUUGCCAAAGAUGUGCGGCUUAUCUUCAGUAAUUCAAAGGCCUACACGCCCAACAAGAAGUCUCGAAUCUACAGUAUGACUCUGAGUCUGUCGGCGUUCUUUGAGAAUCAGAUCAUUCCCAUCAUUUCAGACUACAAAUCUGCUGUUCAGAAUCAGCGUAGGAGUCAACAGAGACUCAAGAGAUUACAGAGUUCUCUUCCCAACAGCCCCAAAGGAAAACAGAAAUCGGGAAAGAAAACCUCCCAGACUUCUGCAAAGUCCCGCUCAAGGAAAUCCUCUCAAGAUUUAAGUGUUGCACAAGCUGAUGAAGACAGUCAGCCUUCCUCUUCGUCUUCAUCCUCUUCCUCCUCAUCUUCCACGUCUUUUUCAUCAGAGCAUGCAGGAGCCAACAGAGUUACACGCAGCCGAGUUACACCAAGCAAAUCCUCAGGUGGCAAUGACUGCCUGUCAAAUGGAGGUCGGAGUUCACGUAGGAGAAGAGCUGCAUUAACGGAAGAGGGAGAGGUCUCUGAAUGUGAGAGUACCAGCUCAUCAUCAUCCUCAACAUCCGCUUCGGCAUCGUCCUCUUCCGGAACCUCGUCAUCUUCGUCCGAGAGCGACGACAGCGGGACGGAGUUGGGCGGCUUUGCGGAUGGCGGCGAUCAUGACUACAGCAAAGCCCCGCAACAUAAACAGAAAGGCAAAGAGGCAGCAGUCUCUGUCGAUAACGCAAAGCGAAAGCGGAAAGGAGAAGAGCAAACGACAGAACCUGAGAAACGAGCACGGCGGGAGGCCGAAAGAGAAGAGGAGGAGGAGCCUGAGGAAGAAGAAGAACCAGAUGAAGAGGAGGAACCUGAGGAGGAAGAAGAGGAGCUGGAUGAGGAAGAGGAGGAGUCUGAUGAGGAAGACCUCACUUCAUCAUCAAAAACUGGAAGUCAGAGGUCAAAUCAAAGGACUCAAAAAACAGGGCGGGUUAAUACUCGUAACCAGGGACGAAGGACUGUUCUAUACAACGAUGACUCUGAAGAGGAGGGGCUGACGACAGACCCACUGAAUCUAGGAAUGUCACGUUCUGGACGGGUCCGUCGCAUGACUGAACGUGCGAGGGUUAGCCAUCUUAUGGGCUGGACACAUUGACAUUUUUAUGAUCCUUACACAGACUCACUACAGCGAUACUGCAGGGAUUUUGUUUUUAGUACUGUCUUUUUGUGACUUGUUUGUUUUUUUACUAUUGUUGUCUCCGAGACUUGAUGUUCAUGACUCUUCCUGGACUGUGGUGCUUUCUCUUCUCUGGUUUUCAUGAAAACUACCUUGCCAUCAACUAAUCCGCCACCUCUGCCUUAUUCUGGUCCAGAGCGGUAAAGAGUCAACUCUCCUUCCUUCCUUCCUUCCUUCCUUCCUUCAUCCUGUAUGACUUUGAUUCCCAUCUUUGUUCUUUUGGUUUCUAGUUUCUUUCACUCCAAGAAAUGUAUUCUGUCAGAAAGAUGGUGCUGCUCUUCUCUCACUUCCUCCAUCUUGUGUUUGCUUUUUCAUACUUUUUUUUACACAGGGGGUCAGUGAGAACACUUACGUUUACCAUAUAAUUCAGCUGACUUGACUUUACUAUUAAAUCAGGUUAUGCAUUUACCUCUGUUCAAUAAUAUAAUACAUUUUUGUCCUAUGAUUUAGUGCAGGUGUAAACUAUGAGAUGCAUUAACUACUUCCAGAUCACUUGCGUUACUCCUCAUCCAUUAGAGUACAGACAUGAGGAGGAGAAAAUGCACUUCUCCCUUCUCCUCUUGUUCAAAUACACAAAAACACUUCAGACUGUUUUUACAGAAUAUAUUUAUAUUUUUCCACUCUUGUAUGAUACACUUUGAUUGAUUCUUGUCUUACAGUAAGGAGAACAUUAGUAUUGAUGAUGUUUGCACAUUUUAUGUCAAGUAUAUGUGGCAGCUGAUUGGUGGAAAUGAGGUGAUAUCUGAAUCCUGGACUGGUUCAAAUAUGUCAAUUGAAGCCGGUGCCCUCAAGCUAUCUGAGGAGCAUCAGAAUGGUUAUUGGUUAUUUUCUCAUCUUUUUUUUCCUCUGUGCCAUUAUCAUUGAAAAAUUAGAAGAAUAUUAUGUUUUGGACAAGGAAGACAACAAGAACCCCUCUGAAAAUCAUGUAAUGUGAUCAUUUAAUCAAUGUUAAUGUGUUUCGGUGGUGUAUUUUCAGGAUUCUGAGUACAAAGCAUUAUAAAUCGAAGAGAUCCUAAGUUGAAUCUGAGUUUGGUUUGGUGCGUUCAAAGGGUGUAUAAAAAAAAAAAUGUGAUUUUUAACACACUGGUACAUAUCUCUUUCUCUGGUUUGCUCUUCUCUUUUCUUAUCUUCUGUUUAUCCCUCUUUCUCACUUUUGUUUUCGCUGUCUUUAUUGCACUGGUAUGGAAAACACCCUCUCCAUCCAGUGCCUAAACUGCUUUUCCUCACCUGUUUGAAAGACUUUUCCCAGAAAAUCAGAAUACAGCAUUAACAUCCUCAGGCUCAGUGCUUAGAAAGGAGUUGACCAGACUUGAAUUUAUUUUGCCUAUUCAUUUCCUUUCCAUCUCUCAUCCUGUCCAGUUUUUUUUUUUUGUAUCAGGGAUCUGUUGUCAUGGGGCGACAGACAAAGCCUGGAUCUGUUCAAUGACACUGAUGGUGAAGAUGGUCACGAUUUUAGAUGUCAUAAGCCUAUGUCUGUUUAUUUCUUUUCUACACAUUUUGGAUUUUUUUUUUUUUUUAUAAUAAAGGUGUAAAACUGUGA